Magnolia sinica is the source of this 1482-nucleotide messenger RNA. RefSeq names its product GDSL esterase/lipase At5g37690. The transcript is spliced from 6 exons. The record is from RefSeq and is a predicted model, not a curated record. Gene Ontology annotation, molecular function: hydrolase activity, acting on ester bonds. Lineage: Eukaryota; Viridiplantae; Streptophyta; Magnoliopsida; Magnoliales; Magnoliaceae. The coding region runs from base 35 to 1147 and encodes 370 amino acids.
CCAUUCAUGUGCUCACUACCAACAAGCUGAAAACAUGGCAUACUACACAUGGGCGAGAGUCCUCAUCGCCGUCGUCAUCACAACCAUCGAAACCGUUGCCAUGGCAGCCACACCCAUCACCUUUGUCUUCGGCGACUCCUUGACGGACGUCGGCAAUAACAAGUAUCUCCAGUAUUCUCUUGCGAGAUCGGAUUAUCCAUGGUAUGGCGUUGAUUACUUGACCGGCCAGCCUACUGGUCGAUUCACGAAUGGAAGGACGAUAGGCGACAUCAUCUCUUCGAAGCUUGGAAUUUCACCGCCGCCACCGUAUCUUUCCUUAUCUGAUAGUGACGAUGCGAUUCUUGGGGGGGUGAAUUAUGCAUCCGGUGGCGCCGGAAUUCUCAACGACACUGGACUCUAUUUUAUUCAACGGUUGUCUUUUGAUGAUCAAAUAACGUGUUUCGAGAGAACGAAGGUGGCGAUUGAGGCAAAGAUUGGGACAGAGGCUUCAAACAAGCUACUGAAUGAGGCCAUCUACUUCAUUGGAUUGGGUAGCAACGAUUAUGUCAACAACUUCUUGCAGCCAUUCUUAUCGGACGGUCAGCAAUACACGCACGACGAAUUCGUUGAUCUCUUGAUCUCCACACUGGGCCAACAGUUCAGGAGGCUCUACAAAAUUGGGGCUCGGAACGUGUUCUUCAAUGGGCUGGCUCCAUUGGGCUGCAUCCCCUCUCAAAGGGUGAAAUCCAAGAAAGGAGUAUGCUUGAAGCGUGUGAACCAGUGGGCCUUGGAGUUCAACGCACGUGUCAGGAGGCUGCUUCUCUCCCUCAACUACAAGUUGCCAGGGGCCCACCUGACGUUUGCCGAUACGUAUGCGGUCGUCAUGGAUCUCAUCGACAACCCCACUGCCAAUGGUUUCAAAGUUUCCAACACUUCAUGUUGUAAUGUGGACACAAACGUCGGCGGUCUAUGUUUGCCGAACUCGAAGGUCUGCACCGAUCGUAAGGGAUACGUGUUUUGGGACGCCUUCCACCCCACCGAUGCCGCCAACGCUGUGAUGGCAGAUCGUUUAUUCUCCGAUCUACAGACCCAUCUCAAGAAUGGCCAUAAAGGCGCACCCACACCCGCACCUGCGCCCGCACCCGGGCCCACACCUUCUCCUCUUUGAUUAACCGUUCAUCGCAUCAUCACAUCGAUUGUGACCGUUCAGAGGACAACAUUGCAUUAUAAUGCACGGACGAAUUAUCUAUGUAUUACGUACCCUAUGUACAAGCAUACAAAAAGAGCGGAUGUACAUACAUUGCAUAUACAUGUCUGUACCUUACGUCCUUGUAUGGUUGCUUUCUUCUACCUAAGCCUUGAUACUCGGGUGAAAUGUUGUGGUUGAUACUCAGGUACUUACAAUUACUUAGAAAUUGCAGAAAGGAAGUAAUUCAAACCAAAUUGUCUAUAUUUUGGGUACGAGUUUACAUGUAACAGGCAUUAGCAUAUAUAAAAAUAUAU